This is a messenger RNA of Fraxinus pennsylvanica, 531 nucleotides long. The record is from the annotation of a GenBank genome assembly. NCBI's taxonomy places the organism in Eukaryota, Viridiplantae, Streptophyta, Magnoliopsida, Lamiales, Oleaceae.
AUGGGAGGUGGAAAAGACAAGAACGAUGAAUCUGACAAAGGGCUUUUCUCUAAUCUUGGUCACCAUCUACCUGGAGCCUACCCUCCAGCACCUGGGGCCUACCCCCCUCAAGGCUAUCCUCCACAGGGAUAUCCACCAUCCGGGUAUCCUCAACAGGGACAUCCUCCAUCCGGGUAUCCUCAACAGGGACAUCCUCCAUCCGGAUAUCCUCCACAGGGAUACCCUCCAGCAGGUUAUCCUGGUUCAUCAGCUCCACAUCACUCAGGGCAUGGAUCUGGUGUAGGAGCAAUGUUGGCUGGAGGUGCUGCAGCAGCCGCUGCUGCUUAUGGUGCUUCUCAUUUGGCACAUGGUGCUGCAGGUCACUCUGCUCAUGGUGCGCAUGUUAGUCAUGGUGCGCAUGUUAGUCAUGGUCAAGGCCAUGGCCAUGGCCAUGGAAAGUUUAAGCAGGGAAAGUUCAAGGGUGGAAAGCAUGGAAAAUUUGGCAAGCACAAGGGUGGAAAGCAUGGAGGCAAAUUCAAGAAGUGGAAGUGA